Molecule: messenger RNA, 1893 nt
Organism: Malassezia vespertilionis
Lineage: Eukaryota; Fungi; Basidiomycota; Malasseziomycetes; Malasseziales; Malasseziaceae
Gene: SYR1
Product: arginine--tRNA ligase
Exons: 1
Coding region: 1-1893 (630 amino acids)
Biological process (GO): mitochondrial translation; arginyl-tRNA aminoacylation
Cellular component (GO): mitochondrion; cytoplasm
Molecular function (GO): ATP binding; arginine-tRNA ligase activity
Source: RefSeq, a predicted model, not a curated record
AUGAGUAGCCCACCGAUACCGUCGAGCACGGGUUUUUCCGGUGUGCCAUUCUUUCACCGUCUUCCGCCGCUGCCGAAGCUGGAAGGAACUGAUCCUGGCACGGCGCCGCAGGACGCAUUUCGCUUGGCUAUUGCGGACCAGCUUUCCCAGAUUUUGGGUGUGCCGCUGAAUGAUGUGUUUCUUGCGGUUGCAAUGGGCGGAAAAGGCUGCGAUUAUAAAGUCGUCCUGCCGCGCUUUCGCCUGCCGACCAAGGUGGACGAGCUGAAAGCCAGCGUGCUGGAGGCGUUCAAGCCGAACGAAUACAUUGAGCGCGUAUCUGCAAACGGCCCUGCAGUUGAGUUCCAUGUGCGAACGGACACGCUGAUCCCCCUUACCCUCUCCACGAUCCACGCGAUGACGUAUGGCGACGGCGCGGCACUUGACGCCGACGGCCAAAAGCAGCCGUCGUACGGUUCGAACAAGUCUGGCAAAGGAAAAAAAGUGCUGAUCGAGUUUUCCUCUCCCAACAUUGCGAAGCCAUUCCAUGCUGGCCAUUUGCGCAGCACGAUUAUCGGCGCGUUUUUGGCCAACCUGUACGAGGCAAAUGGCUGGAGCGUGUUCCGACUGAACUAUUUGGGCGACUGGGGCAAGCAGUUUGGCCUGCUGGCUCUUGGGUGGCGCCGCUUUGGUAGCGAGGAAGCACUGCUGAAUGAUCCCGUACAGCAUCUCUACGAAGUCUAUGUGGCCAUCAACAAACUCGCCGAGCAGGGCGAGGGCGAGGGCGAAAAGAUUCACGACGAGGCGCGUGCAUUUUUCAAGGGUAUGGAAGACGGCAACAAGGAGUACUUGGUCGAGUGGGAAAAGUUCCGCAGCCUGUCCAUCAAAAAGUACGAGGAGACGUAUGCGCGCUUGAAUAUCCACUUUGACGAGUACACUGGUGAGUCAAAAGUCUCCAAGGAGGGUCUGGAGAAGAUGCUCGGCAUCCUCCGCGACGCCGAUUUCACGACGCGCGAGGAGAACGGCGCGCUGCUUGUGGAUCUCACGCCAUACAAGCUCGAAAAAGCAGUCGUGGAGCGCAAAGACGGCACUCCGCUUUACAUCACCCGCGACAUUGUCGAGGCGCAGCAGCGCUACGAGCGCUAUGAUGGCUUUGACAAGAUGGUGUAUGUGAUUGCCACGCAACAGGAUUUGCAUACCGCGCAGUUCUUCAAGGUGCUUGAGCUUAUGGGCUUGCCUUGGGCACAGAAAGACAAGAACGCGCUGCUGCACAUCAACUUUGGUAUGGUGCAGGGCAUGUCCACGCGCAAAGGCACCACUGUUUUCCUGGACCACAUUCUCAACGAGACCAAGCAGAAGAUGCUCGAGGUGAUGCAGAAGAACGAGGAGAAAUAUGCUCAGCUCGAGGAUCCCGAGCGCACUGCGGACAUUGUCGGUAUGACUGCCGUCAAGAUUCAGGACAUGGCUGGCAAGCGUAUCAACAACUAUAGCUUUGACUGGAGCAGGAUGUUUUCGUUUGAAGGCGAUACGGGGCCGUAUCUGCAAUACAACCACGUCCGUCUCUGCUCCGUCGAGCGCAUUAAUGCGGCGGAUGGACUUGUUCUUCCUACCGAGGAUCUCGACAUAAGCACGAUGCGUACUGAGCGACUCAUUUCUCCAGAAGCUGUAGAGCUCGUCUGGAUUCUUGCCUCCUGGCCAGACGUUGUCAAGACGGCGAGCAGGGAUCACCAGGCGUCGACAAUUGUCACUUUCUGCUUCAAGCUUACGCAUGCGAUCAGCUCCGCAUGGGAGAAACUGAUCGUAAAGAAUCAGGAGCACGACGAUGCCAUGGUCCGACUCUGGCUCUACCGCUGCGCAAAGGACGUGCUAGGCAGCGCACUGCGUCUACUGACCAUUACGCCAUUGGAGCGCAUGUAG